CAACUUUGGAAGUUGGAAUUUACUAGCAUUACUUUUACUAGUCUACUGUCAACAUUACUAGCAUUACUUCAGCAUUGACUUCAUAGGAGAUGAAGACUUUAUCAUCAUCAUCAUCAUUCUACUGUCUAAGCAACGCAUGCAAUUGAUCUGCAACUAUGAACCACCGGCGCCUUUUCCUGUGUUCAUUUUUGGUGUGCUUUGUGCUUCCAUGUCACCCUACUACUACUACUACUACUAGAGACAUCAUCACCAGUGGAAACAGUUUACUCAAAGAUGGAGAAACUAUUGUUUCAGCUGGGAAGAGUUUUGAGCUAGGGUUCUUUCCUCCUCAGGGUGCAAACAGAUAUGGCCGCAGAUAUGUGGGGAUAUGGUAUUAUGGACACAAUCCUCGAACAAUCGUCUGGGUUGCCAACAGGGAUAACCCGUGUUCAGAUUCUCCAGGAGCCAUUAUUGCCAUUCAAGAAGGUAACCUUACUAUAUCAAGCGGAAAUGGAGAUUCUUGUUUCUCCGUGGGACAUCGAUAUCCCUCCACCCCCAGGUCUUACAACCGGACAGCACAGCUUUUGGAUUCAGGGAAUUUGGUUUUCAGGGACGAAUCAGGGGAAAUACUGUGGCAGAGUUUCGAUUACCCAACCGAUACUUUCCUCCCCGGGAUGAAGAUGACACCGGGGGGCUUAAAAUUGGUUUCCUGGAAAACCUCUCAGGACCAGCCUGCAACUGGGAAUUACACAUUCCAGCUUGAUAAAGGCACGGCCCAGUACAUCAUUCUGAAGAGAACAGUAACGUACUGGAAAGGUGGCGUUGGAGACGGAUUAACCAGUUUAAGUGGUAUACCCACUGCUGUAUACUUCUUGCUAUUGAAUUUUAGUGCGGCAAACUUCCCAAACCUGCCUUUAUACCAUAAUCCAAGACUAUUGAUGAAUUCCUCUGGGCAAAUACAGUUCUAUAUCUGGGAUAAUAGCGAGGCUAGCUGGUCUUUGCAAUGGGCACAGCCAAGGGAUAAUUGCAGCGUGUAUAACUUCUGUGGGACGUUUGCUAGCUGUAGCAUCAACUAUGGUUCAAUCUGCAAGUGUUUGCCGGGGUUUAAACCUACUAAUCCAGAUGAUUGGGGAGCUGAAGAAUUUUCAGGUGGUUGUUCUAGAAAGUCAGAUAUUAGCUGCAACCAGAAUGCCACGAGAGACACAUUCUUUAAUCUCACUUCAAUGAUUCUUGGGAAACCAGACCCGCGUAUUACAAAUGCUAAGAGUGAAGAAGAAUGCAAACAGGAUUGCCUUCGUGAUUGCCAGUGCCAGGCUUAUUCGUAUAGUGCAGUGGAUCGAAGACAAAGAGGGACUAGUGACGUUAGACUCGAAUGCAGAAUUUGGACAUCUAAUUUAGCUGGUCUCCAAAAGGAUGACACCAUUGGUCUUAGCCUUUCCGUCCGUGUUGCAAUUUCUGACUUAGAACGAACAAGGAGGGACUGUCUCCCUUGUGGUUUAAAGUCGAUACCAUAUCCUUUAAGCACUCAACCAGACUGUGGAGAUCCUCUGUACAGUAGUUUCUCCUGUAAAGAGUCCACAGGCGAUUUAAGUUUCCAAACAGUGAAUAAUUCCUAUCUUGUCACUGGUAUCGACUUCAACACCCAAAGAUUUUUUAUUGAAGUCGAUAUGGAAAAUUCUCAUACAUGUAAUUCCAGAAACCCAACUGAUGGAGUCGCACUCAACGAUUCAUUGCCAUUCAAUGUGACCAACUGGUGUUAUAUUGACGACAUUGAUCAAUUACUGAAUCAACGCAAAGAUAGUAUAGAGAUUGGUUGGAACCCUCCACCGGAGCCAACUUGUAGUGCUCGUAUUCACUGUGAGGAUUGGCCCAACUCAAUUUGCAAUGCUACAAAUCAAGGGCAGGGGAGGUGCCAAUGCAAAUCAGGUUUCAAAUGGGAUGCCUCAAGCUUAAAUUGUACCUCAGUAAUGACAGAAGCAGGGUCAUCAACCGAAAGGACAAAAUCUUCUGUGAAGUUCAGAUCAGUGAUUAUUUUUAUCUCAGUGGUUCUAGUGCUUGUAAUUUUGUGCAGCAUUGGCUACAUAAUUUAUAGAAGAAAUUUGGUUCAUGAAAGAAAGGACCAAGAGGAUGACUUGUUCACUGAGGAUGAUAAGAAAGCUAUUGACAUUCCAUUUUUUAGCCUGGAAAUCAUAUUGGCAGCAACAGAGAGUUUCUCUGAUGCAAACAAGCUUGGACAAGGGGGUUUUGGCCCGGUUUAUAAGGGUAUUUUUCCAGGAGGGCAAGAAAUUGCUGUGAAAAGGUUGUUGAGCCACAGUGGACAAGGCGUGAAUGAAUUCAAGAACGAGAUUGUGUUGAUUGCCAAGCUUCAACACCGCAAUCUAGUGAAACUUGUAGGCUACUGCAUCACAACAAAUGAAAAGAUUUUGUUGUAUGAAUACAUGCCGAACAAAAGCUUAGAUGCCAUCAUAUUUGAUUGCACACUCUCUGCGACACUGGAUUGGAAAAUGAGGUUCGACAUCAUAUUGGGCAUUGCUAGAGGUCUUCUUUAUCUUCACCAAGAUUCAAGGUUGAGGGUCAUUCAUAGGGAUCUUAAAGCUAGCAACAUUUUAUUAGAUCGAGAGAUGAACCCCAAGAUUUCAGAUUUUGGGCUGGCAAGAAUCGUUGAAGGAAAAAGCAUAGAAGCCAAUACAAAGAAAGUUGUUGGCACCCUUGGGUAUAUGCCUCCAGAAUACGCAAUGGAGGGGCUCUUCUCAAUCAAAUCGGAUGUUUUUAGUUUUGGUGUUGUUGUACUUGAGAUCAUCAGCGGAAGGAAAAACACAUCAUUUUUCCAGUCUCAAGAAUCCUUGAACCUCUUAGGCCAUGCAUGGAAGUUUUGGAUGGAAGAGAAGGCACUGGAUAUGAUGGAUCCGACUCUACUCUCAUCUUGCAACCAAAGUGAAGUGUUGAAAUGCAUAAAUAUGGGGCUGCUGUGCGUGCAAGAAGAUCCAAACGAUCGACCAACAAUGUCCAAUGUUGUUAUAAUGCUUGUGACUGAAAGCAUGAGUCUUCCACAGCCGAAGCAGCCAGCUUUUGUAGCAAGGAGGCGUGUCUCCGACACGCCGUCUUCUUCUUCGUCCAAGAAAAGUACCUACUCCAACAAUGAAGUCACUGCUUCAGUGCUGGUAGAAGGUCGAUACUCCGUGCACUCCUAUGCAGCCAUGGAGCUGAGACUGAAUAGUUGUUCUCUCUGGCAUUCUCUGUUCUUCUUCUUCUUCUUCUUCUUCUUCAUCAAUUCUCCAGAAAUCUCUCUGGGAUCAAACAUCCUCACCACAGCAGACAAACCGCUAACUCUUGGAGUAAAUCUUGUCUCUGAAAAUAGAAGAUUUGAGAUGGGUUUCUUCACUCCGGGUAAGUCAUCUAAUUACUACGCAGGCAUUUGGUACAACCUGAUAUCGCCUCAAACAGUGAUUUGGGUUGCCAAUAGGAUAGCUCCGAUUUACCCUGCCGACAUGGAUUCAGCUCAGCUUAACAUCCAAGACGGGAACUUGGUGCUGAUAACUGGAAGCAGAAAGUCGCUUUGGUCAACCAAUCUCAACUACUCUGAGUCGCCCAAGAAUCCCGUUCAAGCAACGCUUCUCAAUACCGGAAACUUGGUUCUUUCCGACGGCCCGUAUUCUAACACCACUCCGCCGCUCUGGCAGAGCUUCGAUCAUCCGGCGGACACGCUCAUGCCCCACGCGCGACUCGGGUACAAUAAGCGCACGAACGAGAAACAGUCGCUCACUUCAUGGCGGAACUCGGAGGAUCCGGCGCCGGGACCGUACAGUCUCGAGAUGGACCCCACGAUUGCGCAGUAUGUUGUGAAGUGGAACGGAAUAGAGCAAUACUGGAGCAGUGGACCCUGGGAUGGCCGUGCAUUUAAGGAUCUUCCCAAUUCUUUGUACGAUUUCAGCUAUGUCAACAAUGUGAACGAGAGCUAUUCGACGUAUUUCCCCAACGACCCUUCCGUGAUCUCAAGACUCUCAAUCACUGUGACGGGCCAAAUCCAGCAGUUUACAUAUAGCGGUCAGUGGCAAAGCGUCUUUAAUCGGCCGGAAAAACAAUGCGACGUUUAUGCUUCUUGCGGCCCGUUUGGCGUGUGUAACGAGAAUUCGUCUUCUGUUUGUGAAUGCUUGCCCGGUUUCAGCGUCAAGUCGGAUAAAGAUUGGAGAUUGAAGGAUUUUUCCGGCGGCUGUGCCAGGAAUGUGAAGUUGCAAUGUGCGAAUGCAAGUGCCCCAAAGGACAACUUUGAUCCGACCACGAAUAUGAAAUUGCCCAGACAGCCUCAAAAUGUGACAGUUCGGAGCUCUCAACAAUGCGAAUCAGUUUGUCUGCGGAAUUGUUCCUGCACUGCUUAUGCUUAUGAUACUAACAAUGGUUGCUUAAUAUGGAAUGAUGAAUUCUUGAAUCUCUCAAAAGAUGAUAGAAAUGGAAGCACAAUUCGGAUUAGACUCGCUGAAUCUGAACAUGGAGCUGUCCAAGUUGGAAAUCACAAGUCAUCAGGGAAACUCAAAGCAAUCAUACCUGCAACUAUAGCCGUUGCCAUUCUAGUUGUUUGUGUCUUUUUCUACAUUUACUACAGACAUAGGAGAAACGCGAAACAUAGAGAAAAUGAAAGUAACAAUCAAGAGAUUCAAUUGCACGAAGUGUAUGACAGUGACAGAGAAGGCAUGAUAGAAGAACAUGAUGAGAAAGGGAUCGACGUUCCAUUCUUCAGUUUCGAAAGUAUAUUAGUUGCUACAGACAACUUUUCUGAUGCGAAUAAGCUUGGACGUGGAGGUUUUGGUCCCGUUUACAAGGGUGUAUUCGAAGGAGGUCGAGAAAUAGCAGUAAAAAGGUUAUCAAAAGAAUCCGGACAAGGCAGCAAUGAAUUUAAGAAUGAAGUUAUACUAAUUGCAAAGCUUCAACAUCGGAAUCUAGUUCGCCUUUUGGGCUACUGCAUUAAAGGAAAAGAAAAGAUUCUGCUCUACGAAUAUAUGCCAAACAAAAGUUUAGACACCUGGAUAUUUGAUCGAAACUUAAGUGCACAACUGGAUUGGGAGAAGCGAUUUGACAUUAUAUUGGGGAUUGCUCGAGGGCUAUUGUAUCUCCAUCAUGAUUCAAGAUUGAGGGUCAUUCAUAGAGAUUUAAAAACGAGUAACAUUUUGUUAGAUGAAGAAAUGAAUCCCAAAAUUUCAGAUUUUGGAUUGGCAAGGAUUGUUGAAGGCAAAAGAACUGAAGCAAACACCACCAAGGUUGUUGGGACAUAUGGUUAUAUGUCACCAGAAUACGCAUUAGAUGGACUAUUCUCAACAAAAUCAGACGUAUUUAGUUUUGGAGUAGUUGUCCUGGAGAUCAUCAGUGGCAAGAAAAAUAGCGGGUUUUAUCAUCUUGAUGAAUCUUCAAACCUAUUAGGCUAUGCAUGGAGAUUGUGGAGCGAAGAAAGAACGAAGGAUUUAGUAGACCAGCCACUCCUUCCACUUGAACCAAACCAUGAAACCGAAGUCUUCAAGUGUAUAAAUGUCGGGUUGUUGUGUGUACAAGAAGAUCCAGGCGUUCGCCCUAGCAUGUCUAACGUACUCAUUAUGCUCGGGAGCGAUAGUAUGAGUAUCCCGAGAGCCAAUCAACCAGCUUUCGUCGCAAGGGCGCGCAUGACAUCUGGCACUUCGUCAUCUGCUUCCUCUAGUAAGCCAUACUCCAACAACCAAAUGACAAUUACAGCUCAAGAAGGUAGAUAAGGGAAGAUUUUGUACAAUGCUAGUUUAGUAGUUUUUCAGUCUACUGAGAAACACAGAGGAGUCACUGUUUUAUUCAUUUAAUUCUUUAUAUGACUUCUUCCUCGUACAUAAUCCAUGUAGAAUGUUAAAUUUUUUGUAUAGCCGCAAGUGGUCAAUGUUCAAUACUGAACGCCCACAAGAUUUAAGAUUUAUAAGAAUGUGAACACAUUAAAGUUUUGGUUCUGACCUCUUUUUAUAACUAAACCAAGAAAUUCAUAA
This is a messenger RNA of Ipomoea nil (Japanese morning glory), 5972 nucleotides long. RefSeq lists its product as uncharacterized. Gene Ontology annotation, biological process: protein phosphorylation; recognition of pollen. The transcript is spliced from 17 exons. Gene Ontology annotation, molecular function: ATP binding; protein serine/threonine kinase activity. The record is from RefSeq and is a predicted model, not a curated record. NCBI's taxonomy places the organism in Eukaryota, Viridiplantae, Streptophyta, Magnoliopsida, Solanales, Convolvulaceae. The coding region runs from base 156 to 5714 and encodes 1852 amino acids.